AUGGCGGUGGACAAGAUACGUGUCUCCGGUGAUCCCCGUAUCCAGUACAAGUCGGCCACCGUGAAUGGUCGCCAGUAUGGCUACCUUCUCAGUCAGCCCGACUCGGGCAAGUAUCGGGCUACAAUUUUCCUGAUCCAUGGAUUCCCAGACAUUUCGAUGGGAUGGCGGUAUCAGAUCCCAAUGUUUGUGGAGAUGGGAUUGCGAGUUGUCGCACCCGACUGCCUUGGAUAUGGUCGAACUGAAGCACCUGAUGAGCUUGCUCUUUACUCUCACAAGCGCUGCGCCGAUGAUAUGAAAGCGCUCGCUACCCAUCUGGGCGAAUCCAGGAUCAUUCUGGGUGGCCACGAUUGGGGUGCGGCGCUCUCUUAUCGAAUUGCCUUGUGGCAUCCAGACUUGAUCAGUCAUCUGUUCACCGUCUGCGUGCCGUAUGCACGUCCCCAGCCGACAUACUUGUCCAUUGAGGACCUCGUGAACAACUCGGCUUCUCAUUUCAGGUACCAGAUUCAAUUUGCUGAUGGCGAUGUCGAAAAGGUUGUCCACACCAAAAGCGACAUCAAGCAGUUCUUGGCUGCCAUGUACGGUGGACGGACAGAGAAGGGAGAGGUCGGCUUCGAUGCCGAGAAGGGCGUUUUGCUGGACAAAUUGCCGUCCUUGAAGCCUUCGCGCUUGCUGAGUGAGGAGGAGCUAGACUACUACGCGACUGAAUUCUCGCGCCAUGGAAUGCAUGGUCCCUUGAAUUGGUACCGUACCCGCCGUGUGAACUAUGAAGAAGAACUCGCCAUCCUGGAUCGCAAGAUCACGAUUCCCGUCCUUUUCAUCCAGGCGCUCAAGGACCAAGCCCUACCGCCUCAUCUGGGCAAAUCCAUGGCCAAGCACGUCCCCAAUAUGACCAUGAAGCAGGUCAAUACGGCUCACUGGGCACUGUGGGAGAAGCCUGAGGAUGUUAACAGGAUUAUUUCCACUUGGAUGAAGGAUGUUGUUUUUGCUGAUGGCCGUUUGGGCAAGCUUUGA
Messenger RNA from Penicillium oxalicum, 1011 nucleotides. Its product is annotated as alpha/beta fold hydrolase. The coding region runs from base 1 to 1011 and encodes 336 amino acids. The record is from RefSeq and is a predicted model, not a curated record. The transcript has 7 exons. NCBI's taxonomy places the organism in Eukaryota, Fungi, Ascomycota, Eurotiomycetes, Eurotiales, Aspergillaceae. Gene Ontology annotation, molecular function: catalytic activity.